This is a messenger RNA of Syngnathus typhle (broad-nosed pipefish), 1649 nucleotides long. Its product is annotated as transmembrane 6 superfamily member 2-like. The record is from RefSeq and is a predicted model, not a curated record. The transcript is spliced from 10 exons. Gene Ontology annotation, biological process: regulation of lipid metabolic process; lipid homeostasis. Lineage: Eukaryota; Metazoa; Chordata; Actinopteri; Syngnathiformes; Syngnathidae. Bases 99 to 1232 code for a protein of 377 amino acids. Gene Ontology annotation, cellular component: endoplasmic reticulum membrane; endoplasmic reticulum-Golgi intermediate compartment membrane.
GCAGAAGCAUGGCUCCACUCGUGCGACAUUAGGUUAGCAACUGGAGGAUAUUUUUUGUCUGGACUCUCUCCUGUCUCCAAAGAGCUGAACGUUGGACCAUGAGGAUUCCAGAGGAAGUGUGUGUAUUGGGCCUCUCCCUGCUGGCUCCUGCAGUUUUGUACACAAUGAACAAUCUCCCUGCACUCCACGAGCCUCUGCUCAUCCUGGGAAUUGGAAUGGCCGUUCUGGGAGGUGUUCUUCUCCUCCUCUACCUCUUAACUGCACAACGUAAAACGACAGUGGAUCCUUUAUUUUAUGUGUUUGCAGAGUUUUCUUUUACUUGCCUGGUGGGGCUGACUCAUGCACUGGAGCAAGACGGCUUCAUAUCGGGCUUCAUGGGCUUCUACCUCAAGAUGGGUGAACCUCACUUGAGUACUGCCUAUGCUGUGAUGAUGUCAUACUGGGAAGGGGUUGUUCAUUUUGGUCUCUUCCUAAUCAUCAUCCACCGCAUGUUUAGAGGAAAAUCUUACCGCAGUCUGGCACUGCUUUGGGUCGGUUCCUCCAUCAUGCAUCAACUUGUUCACAUUCCAGGAGUGGUUGUCGGUAAAUACGGAUCUAACGUCCAUCCAGCUUUUUGGCGCAACGUUCCCUUCUUUUUAGCACCUUUCUGGGCAGCUUUCGUCCUUUUUCAGAGGCCCAGAGUGAUGCCUAUCGUCACGGCAGACAAGAUCAUGUCCGAGCAAAAGAAAGGUCUGUUAUCGCGUCCUCUUGACCUGCUGCUUGUAGCGUUGCUACUUGGAGGUGUGGCCGUCUCUGUUUUUAGAGGCUUUGUGGUUCUGGAUUGUCCUCUAAAUUUCUGCUUCAAAUACAUUUAUCAGUUUGAGCCAUACCUUAAGGAUCCCGUGGGCUUCCCCAGAGUCAUGAUGCUGGUCUAUUUAUUCUACGCUGUGCCCCUGAUGACAAUCCUCAUCUAUGGUCUGAUAAGACCAGGCUGCGGCUGGAUGCUGGACUGGACUCUUUUUUUUGCUGGUGCCACUGCCCAGGCCCAGUGGUGCCACAUUGGAGCAUCUGUACACUCCCGCACCCCCUUCACGUAUCGAGUCCCAGCAGACAAAUUAUGGACCGUUAUCACCUUCAAUGUAGUGCUUGCUGUUGUACCCGCUCUGCUGGCUCUGCGCUGCCACAAAAGUCCUGCUUAUUUCAUGAAACCAGUUCCCAAAGGACAAAGCAAUAGCAACAAGAAGAAAAAGUAGACAGCCCAGGAGUCAAGGGUGCUCCACAUUUUGCCUCAUGGAAAACCUUCUCGCAACACUACAAAAAUUCAAAGGCCAAACCUGGAGGAAAGCGGCACUGAGUGGCCCCGUGCAGCACUCCCCAUAUGGACUGUUGGACUCUGAUAAGAAGGUCCUUAAUGGGAAUGAGGACUGUGACCAGUUAACACAGCUUUCAGGUGACUCAUGCAUAACAUCCGCUUCCUGUCUAUCUAAAUCUCCACCAGCAUUUGACUGAAUUAAACAACUGCUUUUUAUUCAGUAAUCUCAGGUACCCCCAAAAAAUGUCAGAUUCACAACACAGACCAGAAUGAUACAUAAAGAUAAAUGUUAAAAACAAGACCAUGCCACAAAUCCAGAGAAGUAACUUACAAUUACAAAUAUUGAACAAUAAAGUUG